Priapulus caudatus is the source of this 2002-nucleotide messenger RNA. RefSeq names its product PR domain zinc finger protein 14-like. NCBI's taxonomy places the organism in Eukaryota, Metazoa, Priapulida, Priapulimorpha, Priapulimorphida, Priapulidae. Gene Ontology annotation, molecular function: protein binding; RNA polymerase II transcription regulatory region sequence-specific DNA binding. The transcript is spliced from 9 exons. Bases 178 to 1821 code for a protein of 547 amino acids. Gene Ontology annotation, biological process: regulation of transcription by RNA polymerase II. The record is from RefSeq and is a predicted model, not a curated record. Gene Ontology annotation, cellular component: nucleus.
AGAUACGAACGCCACACCUUCCGCGCAUGCGCAUUUGCCUCAUGCAAUGCUGACGGACUAAUCGUGGCCAACGCGCCGUUCCUAUUGGAAACUGGAGUUAUGUACGCGAAACGCGCGCUAGGACAUCGUAUAUAGAGACUACACGCGAUAUGUAAGAUACACACGCACACUUGUAUUAUGAUAGUUGAAGACGGUUACAUAUCGCAGACGAUGUUUCCCUCUGUUUGGUCUGGUCAGGUGACAGGGGUCUUGCGUGCUCCUAUAGCAACCAUGUCACACAGUGCAGUCCGCCAUCAGGCAAGCACCCGAUUGCCCGGGGCGCUUAACAGCCAGCCGCGCCACACGAUGGCUGUCUGUCAAGACCGAUUUCCGCCGCAGAAUCCCUACCCCGGCUUCUCGACGCCGCCGUUCCCGUUCUCCGCCUUCUAUCACGCGAAUCCGUACCUCGCGAUGAAGCCACCGGCGCCCGCAUUCAGCGGUUCCGAGCUCAGUCCGGCCAGCUCGACGACAAGCGGCAGCACGGCGGGGGCUCCUCCUCCAUCACGCCUCACGCCCCGUCGCGACGUCCGCGAGAAGAGGGAGAUCGCCGACGGCAUCCUAGGAUCGCCGACGGCAGCAGCAGCAAGAUACGCGGGCGACGGAGGCAGGCAGUCGUUCGCGUUCUCCCGACAGGAGCUGGACGUCGUGCUGUACGGGUACACGAAGGCGGAGGCGUCGCACGGUGGCCAUGCUGUGUCCUGCGUCCGGAUUGAUGAUAAUUCUAGGAUGGAGACCAAAAGACAUUGCCGACCGUCUCUAUCCGUCGUUGAUCCACUGAAGAUUGAUGUACCUAAAGGCGUGGCCAUCGUUCCAACGUACGUAGGCGACCAUGUCCAUCACGGCGUGUUCUGCGACGCGACGUGUCUGCCGAAGGGAACGCGAUUCGGGCCGUUCAUGGGCAAAACUGUGAACAUGAGCGAGAUAAAGACGUACGACGACAACACGCACAUGUGGGAGAUCUUCCUCGGGGGUCAAUUGAGUCACUUUGUCGACGGGAGAGGUCCGACGGCCAACUGGUUGAGUUACGUCAACAACGCCCGUUUUGCGCAAGAGCAAAACCUCAUCGCUGUACAAGAGAACAGCGAGAUAUACUACGAAGCAUGCAAGGAGAUUUCCAAAGGCAAAGAGUUGUUAGUGUGGUAUGGCGACUCGUACAUGCAGUUCCUUGGAAUUCCAGUCGCACUGAAAGACGCAGGCGGGGCAUCAGUGGGCAAUGUCGACAGCGGCGAACAUCAUAAAGGCUACCCGUGUGAGCGAUGUGGGAAGGUGUUCGCUUAUGACUACUACAGAGAUAAACACUUAAAGUAUACUCGAUGUGUAGACCAGGGCGAUAGAAAGUUCCCCUGCCACCUAUGCAGCCGGUCGUUCGAGAAGAGAGACCGUCUCCGAAUCCAUGUUUUACACGUGCACGAGAAGCAUCGGCCGCACAAGUGCACCGCAUGCGACAAGAGCUUCUCGCAGUCAUCGAGUCUGAACAAACACAUGCGCGUGCACAGCGGAGAGCGUCCCUAUAAGUGCGUCUACUGCAGUAAGGCGUUCACAGCAUCCAGUAUUCUGCGCACGCACAUUCGCCAGCACAGUGGCGAAAAGCCGUUUAAGUGCAAGUACUGUGGCAAGUCUUUCGCCUCUCACGCCGCGCAUGACAGUCACGUGAGAAGAACUCACGGAAAGGAGAAGUCGAGCGCGUGUCACGUGUGCGGACAGGUGUUUGCGCAGGCGUACGAACUCAAGUUCCACAUGAAGGUGCAUGCGAUGAGCGACAUGGAGAUAGACAGAGUCUAGCAGUGGAAGCGAUGUCUAUACACGAUGUCUAUACACGAUGCCCGUACGCUCCGCCUCGCGUCAGGCUAUUUAUUGUUGGCGAAUAAAAGAGGUGGUAGCGAUAGUAACAUGCUGCGACGUUCAGAAAUGUGCACAUGUUAUCGCGCAUAAAGCUGUUUGAUAACUAUAGGAAAAGCUUAUA